Messenger RNA from Euleptes europaea (tarantolino), 1689 nucleotides. RefSeq names its product interleukin 18 receptor accessory protein (gene IL18RAP). The transcript is spliced from 10 exons. Gene Ontology annotation, biological process: interleukin-18-mediated signaling pathway. The record is from RefSeq and is a predicted model, not a curated record. NCBI's taxonomy places the organism in Eukaryota, Metazoa, Chordata, Lepidosauria, Squamata, Sphaerodactylidae. Gene Ontology annotation, molecular function: interleukin-18 receptor activity. The coding region runs from base 1 to 1689 and encodes 562 amino acids.
AUGAAUGGAGCAGAGACCACAUACUUCGAUAGUACAGGAUGUCAUCACAAACAUGCUGUCGUGAGGUAUCGGGCCAUCAGUGACCAGAUGUUUGUCUUACCAUGUGAUCUGCUUCCUGAAGAACCUGCCUCAAUAUUUAAUAAUUCUUGCCAUUAUGACAGUUGGGUAGAGUGGCGACUGAUUGAUGGCAAAACCCAAAAGUUCCCCAACCAUAAAACAGUAAAUCCUGUAUGUGGUGGAAACGUUCUUUGGUUUAAUCCAAUAAGGGUUCAAGAUUCAGGAACAUAUACCUGCAUGAAUAGGGAAAAAAACAUAUGUGUCAGUAUUUUCAUAAAUGUUCAAACAAAGAAGAUGGCUAAUUGUUCCGAAAAUUUCAGGAGUGAUCUGCGCUUGAUUGUUGAAAACGGAGAAUCUAUUACUUGUCCUGGGAAAAGUUGUUACAGUCAUUUUCAUACCUCAUCAGUAAAAUGGUACAAGAAUGGAAAACGAGUCCAACGUCAAAAGAACAGACCAGGCUUGAAAUUGAAGCAUGAUAUGAUUUUAUUACAACCUGCCUAUGACCGAGAUAGUGAUAUUUACACAUGUGAUUAUAAGCUGAUAGAUAACAAUACCUGGUGGAAUAUGAGAACGAUAGUAAAGGUGAACGUCACUUCAAAAGAUUCUGACAACCCCCCAGUAGUUCUGGAUCCUGCUGAUGAGAGGAGCCUUGAAGUAGACCUUGGACAACCUCUUGAGCUUAAAUGCCACGUAAAAUUUGGCUUUCAAAGUAAUGCCUCAUCUUUAGUGCGGUGGUACAGACAAACCAAUCAAAUGAAUGAACUGGUUCACGAAAAGAGGUUUUAUCCAAAUGAACGAGGAGGUGAAACCUUCAUCGACACCUUCAGGCUGGAGGAAGUGACUGAAAAGGAUUUACGCACAGUCUUUGUCUGCCUGGCUCAAAACUCUGUUGGGAAAUCUGUGGGGAAAUUCAGUCUCAAGCGGAGAAAGAACACGGUCCUGCUCCUGCUCACUUUAUGUUGUGCCAUUACUACUCUGCUUGGACUGUUUUUGGGAAGUAUACUUGCUUACCAUCACUGGAUUGAAAUAGUGCUGCUGUAUCGGAAUUACCUGGCCAAAGAUGAAACAAUGGGUGAUAACAAAGAAUUUGAUGCGUUUGUGUCCUAUGCAAAACCAGACUUCCUUGAAUCAGAUCAGACGUCACUGAGUGAGGAACAGUUUGCCUUGGAGAUCCUUCCUCAGAUUUUAGAAAACAGAUAUGGAUAUAAGCUGUGCUUCACUGAACGGGACAUCCUUCCAGGAGGAGCAUACACUGAUGACAUUGUAAAUGCUAUCAAAAGGAGCAGACGGACCGUGGUGAUCUUAAGCCCAAGCUACGUUAAUGGACCAGCCACGUUUGAGCUUGAAGCAGCAGUCAAAACAGCUUUGGAAGACACAGCCAUAAAACUUAUUCUAGUUGAGUUCAAGCCUUGCCAGGAGCCAGAAUCUUUACCUUGCAAAGUGAAGAAAGCUCUCAGGAUCUUGCCCAGGAUUUCCUGGAAAAUGUCUACCUCUCCCACUGCCAAUAAGCGUUUCUGGAAAAAACUGCGAUAUCACAUGCCGGUGAAACACAUAAAAGGAGCAGAGGAUAGGAGCCUUCAUACUUUCCUUCCACUAGUUACUUGGCCUGAUAGCAGGAAACCUCCAUAUUAA